This is a messenger RNA of Argiope bruennichi, 2816 nucleotides long. RefSeq lists its product as uncharacterized. The coding region runs from base 526 to 2082 and encodes 518 amino acids. The transcript is spliced from 4 exons. The record is from RefSeq and is a predicted model, not a curated record. NCBI's taxonomy places the organism in Eukaryota, Metazoa, Arthropoda, Arachnida, Araneae, Araneidae.
AAACCGGCACAAUAGCUAUAAAGCGAUGAGAACAAGAGCCACGCGCUUUGUCUAGUGAAACAAAUAAUAUUAAAUGCCGGUAUUUUAAUUUUUAGCCCAUUGUUAUGAAUGAAAAAAAUAUGUGCGCACGGUUUGCAUUUUUUCUAGAAAGAGUAACUUUUAUACGGCAUGCAGUCUGGUGUAUCCGCUUAUAGCCUCAGCAGCUACCAAUAGUGCAGGAUAGUGAAUUAGAACUCGAAUAACUUUACAUUUUAAAAAGUUUCGAAUUCAGUUCUCAUACAUAUGUUAUUUCAUUUUCGGAAAAAAAGUCUCUUCAUCAAUUCUACACUUUGGAUUUAGCUGACAAAUAUUUUAUUUCUAAAUAAAAUAGAUUGAGAAUAGUUUAAUGUUAGUCAGAAGUUAGAAUAUAUUUUGUUCCAACUUUGAUUUGUAACAGAAAACUAGACUUUCAGGAAGAAUCAAGUGUUGUGGAAUAAAUUUCAUCAAGAUUUAUUUUCAAACUUUUUAAAAAACUUAUUAUUCAUCAUGAGAACCACUAGGACCCCUUCUUCAUCGCUAUCAUCAAUAACAUCUCGCACCUAUAUGUCUGACAGGAGCAGACACAAGAGCCAUUCUUCUCGCCAUUCUGUAGAUUCGGAUGUACCAUCAGGAAAGUCCAACCGGAAGAUGAAAUUCAUCAUUGCAAUUGGUAUCGCUUUACCCAUCGUCGCUGCGAUCAUCGGUGUCGUUGCUUGGGCAGUAAGUGCGGACAGCGCUUUCCGUAGUCCCGUGGCCAAUAGCCUCCGUAGAUCAGAUGUCAAUGUAGAACCACACGAAGAAGACAUUUUUCAAAUAUUGGAAGACCGACAUGACUUGUCCUACACACGCCAUCCGGGGUCCUACACGGAAGAUGACCGGGACUUUGCCAGGGCGGAUCGCAGACAGAACGUUCAUCAGAAUAAUUUCGAUGACAAUCCAGAGAAGGAUCCUCUGUAUAUAGUGCAUUUCGUUCCCUCACCGAAACCCAAAGUAGAAGUUAGCACUCCAGGACCUGAUACUGCUUCCACGGUAUCGAGUGAAGUUCUACAGAAGAUACUCUCAGCGAGCAAAGGUGCGAAGCCUGGAACCCCCCAGUUUGUCGUCUUCGCCCCCGUCCCCGGAGAAGAAGAAAAUAAAGGAGAUGGAAAUGACUUGACUGGAUUAGGAGCGUCAGGAUUGAAUUUCUUGUCUAGACCUCCAACAGCCAACGCUGAAUUGGAUUAUGAUUAUGAAGAAGAACUUCGAAAAUACGAGGAACUCCUAAACUCCAAAGAUGAUGUCAAUCAGAAAGAUAGUUCUAGACUCGGAACAACGACAGAAGAUACCAAAUAUCAAAACAAAAUCCACAAAGAAUCAUUCCAGGUUGUAACCAAAAAUUAUUCCUCUGGAAACGUGUUCCAAAAUGCCCAGCAACCUCAGAAGCCAAGAUCUGCAGGUUCCAACAUUGGCUUACACCUGAAUGAAUUUAGUCAUCAACCAAUACAGCGGCAAUCCCAACCCCAAAAAGUUCCUCAGUCUUACUCACAGAGUCCUCAGCCAGUUUAUCCAGAGGCAACACAAAGUAAUUAUCCACAACAGUCAAAUCAGAAUUACAACCAGGCAGAUAAUUAUCCACAGCAAAGCUAUAAUCAGCAACAACCUCGCCAAAGCUACAAUCAGGCAGAUAACAGCCAAACCCCUCUUGAGAGCAGCUUCAACCAGUUCACACAGAAUUACAACCAAAUGCAAUCCAACUACCAGCAACCUCAACAGCAAGUCUCAGACUAUCAAGCUCAGAAUGCCUACCAAGGACAACAACAACCAACUGCAGUUGAUCGAUCUGGACAAUAUGAGCCUCUUGGUAUUAGUCUUAGUCUAGGAGGUGGUCACGGCCAUGGUCAUGGGGCUAAGGGACUGUUAGGUGGUGGUUAUAGCCCUCUCGGUAUAAUUUCUUCCAUUUUAUCUCCAGUAAUAAAGAAACCUCGAGUAAAUCUGAAUGGCAAACUCAUGUUUGGUGUCAUGUUGGAAAACGGUGUGAAAUUUGGCGAUGAUAAAACUCAUCAUCAUGGAUAUGGAAAAAAGUAAUUUUCUGUAGGUUUAGAAAUAUUUAUUGUGUACGAUGUGAUUUAUUUAAGUGUUUUUGAUGCACUCCUUACAAGAGAGGGGAAAAAUACAGUAAAUAAUUCACUUGAAAUCAAUGGCUUAUUUAUCAAAUGUGAACAAAUAUUAACAUUUUUGUCAGGACAUUAUAUAUCUUAAACAAAAGAAGAUCGAAGGGAAUAGAAUUUUUGCCUGAUUCUUUAUAGGAAAACGAUUUUUUGCGUUUUUAAGGAACUUUAUUGCAAUGGAGUGUUUCCUAAUAAUUGCAAUUUAUUUCAAAAAACCUCUAUGCUACGCAGAAAUUUUUUGUGGAACUUCUGAAUUUGUGCAAUUUACAUCAACCUUGUGACAAAAAGUUGGUUAAUUUCUUAUUCUGUGCUUUGAUAUUUUUAUAUUUUCCACUAAACAAUAAAUAUUUUCAAUAUUCUAAAUAGUACUAUCAAAAUAAAUACAUUUAGUUGAUGCAUUUGCUUUUAUGUAAAAAUUGGAUUUGUAUUUUGUAGAAAGCAUAAAUUUAAACAUUAUGAAUAUGUUUAAAAUGCUCUGUUUUUGUCAUAUUAGCAAAGUUUGGUAUGCUACUGGUGUUUUUUGUGUUCUCUUCAAGGUCUGCUUGCUUUUCUCCCUGCCUUAUGUCAGCUACUUCUUAGUAACAACUUUAAAUUUAGUGGUGAAUUUUGUUUACUGGGUAUUUAAUGUAUGGGAAAUUUAUGUUUGUAUAU